CAAGUCUUCGGGAGAAUUUUUUUGCCAAUCACCUAUGAAGGUCCUGAUUUUAAAGUUGCACUUCUGCAAUGAAGAAAAGGAGACGGCUCGCUGCAAAUCUAAAUGAAAAAGUUCAUCUUGGCCAUGAGAAAGAUACUUCAGAACAGAUUGUUGUAGUAGACUGCGCACAAGAAAUUGUCUCGAAGUCUGCAGAAAUAGCUCCUGCAGAUCAGCUUGAAUCUUCCCAAGAACUUUCACCGUCAUCAGAACAAAGAAAGCUCCUAAGCUCAUUGCAGUAUAACAAAAAUCUACUUAAAUACUUAAAUGAUGAUAGACAGAAGCAUCCAUCAUUUUGUGAUUUACUCAUAAUUGUAGAAGGAAAAGAAUUUAGUGCUCACAAAGUUGUAGUGGCCGUUGGGAGUAGUUAUUUUCAUGCUUGUUUGAGCAAAAAUCCGAGCACCGAUGUCGUCACAUUAGAUCAUGUAACCCAUUCUGUCUUUCAGCAUUUGCUUGAGUUUCUCUACACCUCUGAGUUUUUUGUAUAUAAAAAUGAAAUUCCAUUAGUGCUAGAAGCAGCAAAGUUUUUAGACAUCAUAGAUGCAGUGAAGUUACUGAAUAAUGAAAGUGUUUCUAGUGUACAGACUGAUGUGGUAACUGAUGCACCUACACCGGUAGAAACACUCAAUGAACUGACAGGUAAACUAUUAAAUAGUCAUCAGUGCACUUUUUGUGGUCGAAGUUUCUGUUACAAGAAGUCCUUAGAAAAUCAUUUGGCUAAAGCCCACAGAUCCUUUUCAUUGGAAAGAAAACAUGGGUUAAAAAUGGUCGAGAAGGCUGACUUUUCCACUAGGCGUUCUAUGAGAAACCGUAAAUGUCCAGCUAAAUUUGAGAACAGUGACAAUGAAAGUGUCUCUGACAGCAAUUUGGAAAAAGUCACUUCUGACAAGGAAACAUCUGAUAGAACGGAAUUUGAAGACAGUGAAAGUGAAUGCAAUGCUGAUGAAGAGGGACAGGAAGAGGAAAUGUCAGGUGAAGAUUCAGAGUCUGAAGAACAAAGUGAAAAAGAACAGAAUGAUACUGAAGAGGGUUCUGAGGCAGUUGAUUCAGUAGGAAAUAUUCCUGAAGGCCUAGCUCCAGUCAUCAUUCAAAGCAGUAGCAAAAAACUACUGCAGUGUCCCAAGUGUGACAAAAAAUUUGAUCGCAUAGGCAAAUAUGAGAGCCAUACACGUGUACACACGGGUGAGAAGCCUUUUGAGUGUGAUAUAUGUCAUCAGCGCUAUUCAACGAAGUCCAACCUGACAGUGCACAGAAAGAAACACUCUAGCGAUACUGACUUCCAUAAAAAGGAACACAAAUGUCCCUACUGCAAUAAGCUGCAUGCAAGCAAAAAGACUUUAGCAAAGCACGUGAAGAGAUUUCAUCCAGAGAAUGUACAAGAAUUUCUUUCUAUCAAGAAAACAAAGAGCGAAGGUUGGAAAUGUGAUAUUUGUAAGAAAUCUUUCACUCGAAGACCUCAUUUAGAAGAGCAUAUGAUCCUUCACUCUCAGGAUAAACCCUUUAAGUGUACCUACUGUGAAGAGCACUUUAAAUCCCGAUUUGCAAGGCUGAAACAUCAAGAAAAAUUCCAUCUCGGGCCUUUUCCUUGUGAUAUUUGUGGCCGCCAGUUUAAUGAUACAGGAAAUCUGAAACGCCAUAUAGAAUGUACUCAUGGAGGAAAGAGAAAAUGGACUUGUUUCAUCUGUGGAAAAUCCGUUAGGGAACGAACAACUUUGAAAGAACAUCUGAGAAUUCACAGUGGAGAGAAGCCUCAUCUUUGCAGUAUUUGUGGGCAGAGUUUUCGUCACGGAAGCUCUUACAGGCUUCAUCUAAGAGUCCACCAUGAUGACAAGAGAUACGAAUGUGAAGAAUGUGGGAAAACAUUUAUUCGGCAUGACCAUCUGACAAAACACAAAAAAAUACACUCAGGUGAAAAAGCACAUCAGUGUGAGGAAUGUGGAAAAUGUUUUGGCCGCAGAGAUCACCUUACUGUUCAUUAUAAAAGCGUUCACCUAGGAGAAAAAGUUUGGCAGAAAUACAAAGCAACAUUUCACCAGUGUGAAGUCUGUAAGAAAGUUUUUAAAGGGAAAUCAAGUUUGGAAAUGCAUUUUAGGACGCAUUCAGGUGAGAAACCCUACAAAUGUCAAAUCUGUAAUCAGUCUUUUAGAAUUAAGAAGACAUUAACAAAACACAUGGUUAUUCAUUCAGAUGCUCGACCUUUUAAUUGCCAACACUGCAAUGCAACAUUUAAACGAAAAGACAAGCUGAAAUAUCAUAUUGAUCAUGUUCACGGAUCAAAGGCUGCAGAAGACGCAUUGACGUCUUCUUCAGAGGAAAAGCUAGUCUCUUUACCAGUGCAGUACACCUCUGAUGACAAAGUUUACCAAACUGAAGCUAAACAGUAUGUGGAACAGUCCAAAGCAUAUCAAUCAGAAGCCAAAACUUUGCUACAGAAUGUAUCUACAGAAGUAUGUGUGCCUGUGACUCUGGUACCAGUUCAGAUGUCUGAUCCGCAAGCUGACCUAGUACAGCAUACUCCUCAGUCACAUGGCAUUCUGCCUCCACAACCUGAGCAGACAGAUUAUCAACGAGCAACAGAUCUAUCAUUUCUAGAGAAAUAUACUCUUACUCCACAACCUGCAAAUAUUGUUCAUCCUGUGAGGCCUGAGCAAAUGUUGGAUCCUAGAGACCAGUCAUAUCUUGGAACUUUACUGGGACUAGAUACAGCUCCUACUGUACAGAAUAUUUCAAACAAUGAACAUUCAUGAUCAGACCAUAACAUUCCACCUAAUUUACGAAGCCAUUAGCCCACAGAAGGCUGAUAUGGCAAUUAAGGUUUAUAUUUUAUAUUUUAUUUGGGCUCAUGAGUCUUCUGCAUAGUUUUGGAAAAACAGGUUUGUUUACAUAAUAUUCGAACAUUUAGGCACA
This is a messenger RNA of Tauraco erythrolophus (red-crested turaco), 2943 nucleotides long. NCBI's taxonomy places the organism in Eukaryota, Metazoa, Chordata, Aves, Musophagiformes, Musophagidae. The record is from RefSeq and is a predicted model, not a curated record.